This is a messenger RNA of Aspergillus lentulus, 2208 nucleotides long. Its product is annotated as putative metalloreductase transmembrane component. Gene Ontology annotation, molecular function: ferric-chelate reductase activity. Gene Ontology annotation, biological process: intracellular iron ion homeostasis; copper ion import; iron ion transport. The record is from RefSeq and is a predicted model, not a curated record. Lineage: Eukaryota; Fungi; Ascomycota; Eurotiomycetes; Eurotiales; Aspergillaceae. Gene Ontology annotation, cellular component: plasma membrane.
AUGCAGGUAAAGUGGGAUAUAGUGGCUUCACUGGCGAAGCGUAUCAUUAUUCCUACGACAGCCUCUACCACCCCUGCUGAAGUCGCAGAGCGUCAACGAGACCCAUGGUCUCAAUCGGGCAAAUAUGGCCAGGGUUGGGUCUACUUCUCCAUUGUCCUACUCGCUCUUGCAACCAUCAUUCGGUUCUACCAUGUUUGGACCGAUAAAAUGAGAAUCGCAUUGUACAAGGAAGAUCUGGCGGACGCAACGCAGGGCAAUUCUCCCCAAGACGAGUAUGAGCUUCCAAGUGCCGCCACCGACAGCUCCACUGCACAGUUCUUUCCAGCCCGUGGCCCUCUACCCGGGGUCAAGAAGCAGCAGUCAUCGAUCUCAACCAUUGCUCCGUUGAAUAAUACAGUUGCCUUCUUGCGAUGGAUAUUCUACCAGCCUCUCCCAGUGCUGCGGAUUGGGACGCUGCGCAUCGUUUUUCCGUCGCUGGGAGCUUCUGCUGUCGUGCUCGCAGCGUUGGUCUUCGUAACGCUCUACUCUUUCGUACCGCAGCCGCUGUACUACUCAUCUAUUACCAUUGGAUCUCCGCCGUUGGCCAUUCGCGCCGGCAUGAUCGCCGUAGCCAUGGUGCCUUGGAUUGUCGCACUCAGUACUAGGGCAAAUUUCAUCAGCAUGCUUACUGGUUUCGGUCAUGAACGUCUUAACGUGCUCCAUCGGUGGGCAGGCUACCUGUGUCUGUUUUUGAGUUUGGUACACACAAUUCCAUUCUUCGUCACGCCGAUCUGGGAGGAUGGGGCUCUCAUAUGGUACCAACAAUACCUUCCGCGCAACGUUUGGGUCUACGGGACAGGUCUGGCUGCGCUGGUGCCGCUGGUAUUCCUGUGUAUCCAUUCACUCCCCGCGCUUCGAAGACGGAUGUACGAGCUCUUCCUGUUCAUCCACAUGCCGGUCUCGCUCGUCUUUGUUGCCAUGCUUUUCUGGCACUGUAAGAACUUUUUGGCAUCGUGGAACUAUUUGUGGGCCACCAUCGCCAUCUGGGUUCUGUCGUACGGUGUGCGACUCUUUUAUCUCAAUUGGACGAACCCUUUUCGCAUGUCUUUCAUGAUAGGAGAGGAGUCAGCAGUGACCAUCCUCCCUCAUAAUGCCAUCAAGGUAACCGUUGCCACCACGAUGCGAUGGAAACCAGGCCAAUACGUCUAUCUCCGCAUGCCCGGCAUUUCCCUUCUCGGUCGACAUCCUUUCACGAUUGCGUCCUUGUGCAGUGAUGACUUUCCCUCAGAGUACGGGGAAAACUACCGCGACCUCGCCCUCGUCUUCCGUCCCUUUGGCGGCUUCACACGAAAGGUUUUGCUGAAGGCCUUUGAGUACGGGCCGUACAAGACGUGGACAGCGUUCCUAGAAGGUCCCUACGGAGGCAUGCGACGGGAAAUGGCCGCCUUCGAUGACGUGAUCUUCUUCGCUGGCGGGAGUGGUAUCACGGCGAUUGCGAGCCAACUGUUGGAUUUGAUCAAGAAGAUGCGUGACGGGAAAGCUGUCACGAAGCGGGUCCGCGUAAUCUGGGCUCUGAGAAGCCCGGAGGCUAUCGAGUGGUUCCGAGAAGAAUUGAGGAUUUGCAGAGAACAUGCGCCCCCAAACACGGUGCACUGCCAUUUCUUCCUGACGGGACCGACGCAAGAUGACUCCGGGCAGCAGCCUGGCCAUGACAUCGUCCAGGAAAAGAUAUACAACAUGCUUUCCGGCAUGGAUAAGCGGAACUCGGCAUACAUCCGCGAAGAAGCCGCCGGCGAUCUCGAGCGCGAAAAGGAGCUCCGUCGCGAAAAUGAAGACGCUAUCACGUCCUUGCCCCGAAUCUACACCUCCCCCGUCAUUGGCAGUCGGCACUUUACAUCGUUGCCCGGUUUGCAGAUAAACCCUGGCAAUGUUCCUUUUGACUUUGGAUUCUCGAACACCCCUUCUCCACCGCAGAAAUCGACGCCUAGGUUUGCGUCACUUCCCUUGCAGAGACGGGAUGGCUGGCGAAUCGACCAUGCCCGACCAGAUAUCCCGCGCAUGCUCACAGAAUACUCGCAGACAUUUGGCCGCCGGACCUGCGUCUUUGUCUGCGGGCCUCCGAACAUGCGGAUUGAGGUCACGAAAACCGUGGCGCGGCUCCAGCAGCAGGUGAUGAUGGAUCCGCGUAGAGAUGAAAUCUUCCUGCAUGCCGAGAACUACAAUAUAUGA